CUCCUUUUCGGCCUAGUGGCGCGUAACGCGGCGGCGGCGAGCCGCGGGAGCUUGAGCGGUGGAAGUGGCCGGGCCGCGCCGGCGACAUGCUGCCCCUGUCCUUGCUGAAGACAGCUCAGAACCACCCCAUGCUGGUGGAGCUGAAGAAUGGGGAGACGUACAAUGGGCACCUGGUGAGCUGCGACAACUGGAUGAACAUCAACCUGCGGGAGGUGAUCUGCACGUCCCGGGAUGGGGACAAGUUCUGGCGCAUGCCUGAGUGCUACAUCAGGGGCAGCACCAUCAAGUACCUGCGCAUCCCGGACGAGAUCAUCGACAUGGUGAAGGAGGAGGUGGCGGCCAAGGGCCGUGGGCGCGGCGGCCUGCAGCAGCAGAAGCAGCAGAAGGGCCGGGGCCUGGGCAGCGCGGGCCGAGGUGUGUUUGGGGGCCGGGGCCGCGGCGGGAUCCCGGGCACGGGCCGCGGGCAGCCUGAGAAGAAGCCGGGCAGGCAGGCGGGCAAGCAGUGAGGGCGCGUCGGAGCCUCUGUGGGACCCUGUUUUCCUGUUUGAGCCCGUCUGCACCACGGGACCAGGGGUAUGGCAAGUUUGCGGGCCCCCGCAGCAGAGUUUCUGGAACGUUCCACACGGGUGUCCGCGGGUAUCUGAGCCCCACUGUGGUGGUGGUCAUUCUCCUGUGGGAGCCACUACCUCCUGUGGCCGGCAAGGCCGGGUCUUUAUUUUCAGCCGGUACCCCAAGACUGAGCCAGAAGCGUCCCAGUCACCCCAAGUUGCCUUCCACAAGCGCAGGUCCAGCCUGUACCUCUCCUUCUCUGUGGCAAAAUAAAGCAUCUAUGUUGACUAAA
This is a messenger RNA of Dipodomys spectabilis (banner-tailed kangaroo rat), 841 nucleotides long. It is a transcript of the gene Lsm4, whose product is annotated as LSM4 homolog, U6 small nuclear RNA and mRNA degradation associated. Gene Ontology annotation, molecular function: U6 snRNA binding. Gene Ontology annotation, biological process: P-body assembly; spliceosomal snRNP assembly; nuclear-transcribed mRNA catabolic process. The record is from RefSeq and is a predicted model, not a curated record. Lineage: Eukaryota; Metazoa; Chordata; Mammalia; Rodentia; Heteromyidae. The transcript has 5 exons. Gene Ontology annotation, cellular component: P-body; spliceosomal tri-snRNP complex; U6 snRNP. The coding region runs from base 87 to 506 and encodes 139 amino acids.